Rattus norvegicus (Norway rat) is the source of this 6701-nucleotide messenger RNA. Lineage: Eukaryota; Metazoa; Chordata; Mammalia; Rodentia; Muridae. The record is from RefSeq and is a predicted model, not a curated record.
GCCGUGGCAGCAGUCGCAGCGGCUCCAGCCUCCUGCUUGCUCACUCGUUCUCAGUGCCCGGAGCCGGCUUCCCGGCUCGGGGCGGUUCGCAGCUCCCGCUCCUGCCUGGGGACCUGAAACCGCUCCGGCUCCGGGGGAUAGGAUCGUGCGACUGGCUGGCCCAAGCCCUGGGCGCGCCGUGGAAGCAGGGCCUGAUGGCGCCGUCCACGGUGGGCCUCCUUGUUGUCUUCCUUCUGCAAGCGGCUCUCGCUCUGAACCCUGAGGACCCCAAUGUGUGUAGCCACUGGGAGAGCUACGCCGUGACCGUGCAGGAGUCUUAUGCACACCCCUUUGAUCAGAUCUACUACACACGAUGUGCAGACAUCCUCAACUGGUUCAAGUGUACCCGGCACCGGAUCAGCUAUAAGACGGCAUAUAGGCGCGGCCUCCGGACCAUGUACCGGCGGAGGUCCCAAUGCUGCCCUGGCUACUAUGAGAAUGGAGACUUCUGCAUUCCUCUGUGCACCGAGGAGUGUAUGCAUGGCCGCUGCGUCUCCCCGGAUACCUGCCACUGUGAGCCUGGAUGGGGAGGCCCUGACUGUUCCAGUGGCUGUGACAGCGAGCACUGGGGUCCCCACUGCAGCAACCGGUGUCAGUGUCAGAACGGCGCCUUGUGCAACCCUAUCACCGGCGCCUGCGUAUGCGCCCCCGGCUUCCGAGGCUGGCGCUGUGAGGAAUUCUGCGCGCCCGGUACUCACGGCAAGGGCUGCCAGCUGCUCUGUCAGUGCCACCACGGCGCUAGCUGCGACCCGCGCACUGGCGAGUGCCUCUGCGCACCAGGCUACACCGGCGUUUACUGUGAGGAGCUGUGCCCCCCUGGGAGCCAUGGAGCUCACUGUGAGCUACGCUGCCCCUGCCAGAACGGAGGCACCUGCCACCACAUCACUGGCGAGUGUGCCUGUCCUCCAGGCUGGACGGGAGCAGUGUGUGCCCAGCCCUGCCCACCAGGGACCUUUGGCCAGAACUGUAGUCAGGACUGUCCCUGCCACCAUGGAGGCCAGUGUGACCAUGUGACUGGACAAUGCCACUGUACAGCUGGAUACAUGGGGGACAGGUGCCAAGAAGAAUGUCCCUUUGGAACUUUCGGUUUCCGGUGCUCUCAGCGCUGUGACUGCCACAAUGGAGGUCAAUGUUCACCAGCCACAGGUGCCUGUGAGUGUGAACCUGGCUACAAGGGCCCUAGCUGCCAGGAACGGCUAUGCCCCGAGGGCCUGCAUGGCCCAGGCUGCACCUCGCCCUGUCCCUGUGACACUGAGAACACUAUCAGCUGCCAUCCAGUCACUGGAGCUUGUACCUGCCAGCCAGGCUGGUCUGGCCACUACUGCAAUGAGUCCUGCCCUGCCGGCUACUAUGGCAAUGGUUGCCAGCUACCCUGCACCUGCCAGAACGGCGCUGACUGCCACAGCAUCACUGGGAGCUGCACUUGUGCUCCAGGAUUCAUGGGAGAGGUGUGUGCCGUUCCCUGUGCAGCAGGGACCUAUGGUCCCAACUGUUCAUCUGUAUGUAGCUGUAGCAAUGGCGGCACCUGCUCCCCUGUGGAUGGCUCCUGCACCUGCCGAGAGGGGUGGCAGGGCCUGGACUGCUCCCUGCCUUGUCCCAGUGGGACCUGGGGCCUGAACUGCAAUGAGAGCUGUGUCUGUGCUAAUGGGGCUGCCUGCAGCCCCUUUGAUGGCUCCUGUGCAUGUACCCCAGGCUGGCUGGGGGACUCCUGCGAACUGCCCUGCCCGGAUGGCACGUUUGGGCUGAACUGCAGUGAGCACUGUGACUGCAGCCAUGCUGAUGGCUGUGACCCUGUCACAGGCCACUGCUGCUGCCUGGCAGGAUGGACAGGCAUCCGCUGUGAUAGCACAUGUCCUCCAGGUCGCUGGGGCCCCAACUGUUCAGUGUCCUGCAGCUGUGAAAACGGAGGAUCCUGUUCCCCAGUGGACGGGAGCUGCGAGUGUGCCCCUGGCUUCCGAGGACCCUUGUGUCAGAGAAUCUGCCCACCAGGAUUCUACGGCCAUGGCUGCGCCCAGCCUUGUCCUCUCUGCGUGCACAGCAGGGGGCCCUGCCAUCACGUCAGUGGCAUUUGUGAGUGCCUGCCAGGAUUCUCUGGAGCCUUGUGCAACCAAGUGUGUGCUGGAGGGCACUUUGGGCAGGACUGUGCCCAGCUCUGUUCCUGUGCCAACAACGGGACCUGCAGCCCCAUUGAUGGCUCCUGUCAAUGCUUCCCUGGAUGGACUGGCAAGGACUGCUCACAGGCCUGCCCAUCUGGGUUCUGGGGCUCUGCCUGCUUCCACACAUGCAGCUGCCACAACGGGGCGAGCUGCAGCGCCGAGGAUGGGGCCUGCCACUGCACCCCUGGCUGGACCGGACUCUUCUGCACGCAGCGUUGCCCUGCAGCAUUUUUUGGGAAGGAUUGUGGGCACAUAUGCCAGUGUCAGAAUGGAGCCAGCUGUGACCACAUCACUGGGAAAUGCACCUGUCGAACAGGCUUCUCUGGGCGCCACUGUGAACAGAGAUGUGCCCCUGGAACCUUUGGAUACGGGUGUCAGCAGCUAUGUGAGUGCAUGAACAAUGCCACUUGUGACCAUGUCACUGGUACCUGUUACUGCAGCCCGGGAUUCAAAGGAAUCAGGUGUGACCAAGCUGCCCUCAUGAUGGAUGAGCUGAAUCCAUACACCAAGAUCAGUCCAGCUCUGGGAGCAGAGCGGCACUCGGUGGGUGCUGUCACAGGCAUCAUCCUCCUGUUGUUCCUGGUUGUGGUGUUGCUGGGCCUGUUUGCCUGGCGACGGAGGCGGCAGAAAGAGAAAGGCCGUGACCUGGCUCCUCGAGUCUCCUACACCCCAGCCAUGAGGAUGACCAGCACAGACUACUCUCUCUCAGAUUUGUCUCAAAGUAGCAGCCAUGCCCAGUGCUUUUCCAAUGCCAGCUACCACACACUGGCGUGCGGGGGGCCUGCCACCAGCCAGGCAAGCACUCUGGACAGGAACAGCCCCACCAAGACUCCCAUUUCCAGAUCAGUGCCCUGGAGGCCAGGUACCCGCCCGAGGACUUCUACAUUGAACUUAGACACCUCAGCCGCCAUGCUGAGCCACACUCACCAGGCACUUGUGGAAUGGACAGACGUCAGAACACAUACAUUAUGGACAAAGGCUUCAAAGAUUACAUGAAAGAAUCUGUGUGCAGUUCUAGUACUUGCUCCUUGAACAGCAGUGAAAACCCUUAUGCCACAAUUAAGGAUCCACCCAUCCUCACCUGCAAGCUUCCAGAAAGCAGUUAUGUAGAAAUGAAGUCACCUGUGCACAUGGGGUCUCCGUACACAGAUGUGCCAUCCUUGUCAACAUCUAAUAAAAAUAUAUAUGAAGUUGGUAGGUGUCUCACAUAACUUAGCAAAAUCAGGGCAACAGUGCAGCAUCUCAAGUGAAAACAAGCCCUCCUCCACUCACUCUAUCUCCAUAAAACACCCUCUGUUCCGUUGCAUUUGAAGGAACCUGAGGAGAAACUCUGUCCCAGGACUGCCCUUCCCUCUAAUGCAGGAAACCAAAAUCUUGUGCCACCCUGCUUACAAAUCACAACUGAUAAGCAGUAGAAACAGUGAGGGUGGAGAACCAGUAUACAACACUUCAACUAUUGUUAAUACAAAUCCAAGGUUGAAAAAGAAAACAAUCAGAACAGCUGUUUACAAGUUUCUAAAUCACUUCUUACACCUCCCCCAGUUUCAAUUAUGAUCCUAGAUGCAGUCAUAAGACCCACACCUCUAGGACGUCUUGAAUCUCUUGUUGAGCAGAGACUGGGAUUCUGACAGUACACUGUCUUAGGUUUUUCCAUCUCUUGAGCAAGCCUUCAUUCUAAUCCCGUAUUUCUCAGAAGUAUACGUAUACCCACAGUUCUUUUCCCCAACAAGUUGAAUAGAACCUUCUUCCCUCCCACCAAGACAACAAGCUAAUCUAUUCUCUGAACUCAUUUUUCACUAUAUUCCCUAGAGCCCACAGUCAGUGUGGUCCAAGAAGGCCGAGGUCAUAACUCCAGCUAUAUCCAGAAUCCAUACGACCUACCUAGGAACAGCCAUAUUCCUGGUCACUAUGACCUCCUCCCAGUAAGACAGAGCCAUGCCCAUGGGCCCUCCCAGGACAAGCAGUAAGAGGGAUACGCUUCUCUCUUAGUGUGCUCUGCUGACUAUUUUCUGACUCUGAAAGAAGACAAUCCAAGACUUGAAAUAUCAGUACAGAUUGCCUUGAGCUGUGUGUUAUUAGUUCCUUCACUGGAUUGAAAGAAGCACUUCCAAAUGGGGUUGGGGUAACUGUUCAAGAAAGUCUGUUGUGCACAAAGGCAAAUCCUAUCAACCUUCAGCCCUAAAUGCCCUGGAUAUGAUUUUUAGAACAUUUAAGAUGCCACUGUUCAUCAACAUCAGCUAAAAGAUAUGUAUUUAAUAUUCUGAAACAACACUUAAGAGCAUGUAGCUUAGGUUCUGCAAACCUUCCUAGGAGGAAAAGGACACUGGGGACGGGAGGGGCACUUUAGAGGACCUGAAAUGUAUAUGUGCUGUUGAUUGCUGUUAUCCUCAGCAUCUGUUUCAGUAUCUAAGGGAAUUGGUAUGAGGACAUGAACUGUUCUAAUAUUAAUCGCCAAGUCUGUGUUCAUCUAGGUAUGGCCCAUCGAAUUCUAAUAGCAACGGUAAGAGUUCAAAAUAUAGCCGAAUUCUUUAAUAAAGACAGGAUCACUUUCUUUUGCCCUAUCACUGAUAUCAGGCAAAACAGAAAGGGGAAGGGGGUGGGGAGGGGGGAAGUAAAAUGUUUCAAAAAAGCAGUUUCAUCUACUCUAGAAUGAUUUCUAUGUCAGCUGUACCAAAUUUUGCCAAGUCAAAGUUCAAGAAUGAUGAAUGGCAGUCCUGGCCUGGCUGCGCUGCUUUGAUUCACCCAACACCUGAGUCAAUGUGUGUGCACCAGAGAACCAAGACGCUAUUUUAAGAAAGUGGUCACAGGGCUGGGAAUAUAGCUCAGUUGGGAGAGGCCUUGCCUACUGAGAUCACCAGCAUCGUAAAAAACAAAAAAAGCUUAGGCUUAUAAGAAUGAAGUUUCCCCAACAACACUAUUUGGAUCACUCAAGUUACUUAGAGUUCCUUGACUUGUUUAUGAGCAGUUCUUCAUAGAUGGUGCCAAUGUAGUGUGGGACCUAAAGGUGUAGAAGAAAUUACACAAAUGUGGGCAAGGCAAGCUUAUGUUGCUUAGCAUAUAUUAUGUUUUCGAUGCAACUAAAUGAAGUAAAUAUAAAACAAAAACAAAAAGACGUAAAAGUCCACUGCCUGAGAUGGGCAAAUAUGUAUUCCACUAGUUGGUGCUUUCAAUCUCCUAUUCAGAUGAGUCCAUAACUUCCACUGCACGGGUAACAGCCGGAAAACUGAGGCUUGGACAAUUCUGAACGGCUAAUCCCCAAGUCCUAUAGGACCUCUUCACAGGAAUUAACAACAGAAAGGGCAAGCUGCAAGUUAAUGGCCACUUUUGUGCCAUCCCAUGUUCGUAAGAGGAGUAAGUCUAGAGCCAGUAAAAACUACUUAAAAAGGGUUUACGGAAGAGGGACUAGAAGACUGUAAAGCUAGAUACUGCUACAGGAAGUGGGGAUGAUAACCUUAGUUUGUGUAAUAAUCAGCAAAAGAAAGAAAAUAAAUAUAUGAGCAAAUCUCUUUGCUCACUUCACUCAAGGCCUAAGCCAGUAUUAGCAUUAGAGGAACACAUACAUGAAUGCUGCAUGUGUGCAUGGAAGCAAAUGAUCAGCAAUAGUAAACUUUCCCAAAAGCCUUAUUAAAAUAGAACAUUAGGAAAUUACUCGUAGACCUAAGUUAAUACUUCUCAUACAUAUGUAUAAAGAAAUACAGUUAAGAAACUCACCUCAGUAUUUCAGGGCCACAAGUGCUCUAUUAUCUUUGCAAAGGAAGAAUGAAGAAGAAUGGCAAAAUCCAAGCAGCAAGGAGAAAUGGUGUCUCAAUCCCAGGCUUUGUCUUCUUCCCUUAUCCUGCACGCACAGUAACUGCUACCUGGCAAACUGCAACCAUGCGAAUUCCAAGUCUCACUUCUCUCUUGCCAACUACACUCUGCACGAAGUAUCCAGCAAGAGGUGAGAUGGCUAUAGCAUCAAGUCAAGAGAAGUUAGCACCACUCUUGUUAAGUCACUUGCCCUCUCCGGGCGCCUUUAUUACCCACACAUGAAAGAAGAGAGACAGAGAGUGGGAGCAGAGCGCUAACAACUCUCCAAGUGUAGCACUACAUUUCAAGUACAUAGUUCAGUCAGGCAUACAGAGGAGAAGGGGAACGGCAAAGACGUGAUUAAGUAUGGUGACAGCAGCAGCCUUCACAUAGCUAAGAGUUAGCACUAGGACAUUUCGAUCAUGCAGAGCAACUGUUAGGAACUUCUAACAUUCACAAACAGAUUUGCGGUCAGCCUCAACACGUGUGCUGUGCAUUCUAUAGACGAUUUGGAAAGAUCUGCUCACUUAUUUUUCAAAAUGAAAUUUUCACUCCAGUAAAUUAAUAUGUAUACAAAUCAGACAAAGAAAACACAGUUACUGUACAAUAGUGUGAGAGACUAUGAAAUGGCAAUACUUUUUUAAACCACAGAUUUGUAAUAUAUUUGUUCACUGUGCAGAGGAUGUACCUUAUACAAAAUAAAAUGGAUUCUCAAACUAA